Molecule: messenger RNA, 367 nt
Organism: Bipolaris sorokiniana ND90Pr
Lineage: Eukaryota; Fungi; Ascomycota; Dothideomycetes; Pleosporales; Pleosporaceae
Exons: 1
Coding region: 60-296 (78 amino acids)
Source: RefSeq, a predicted model, not a curated record
AAGCACUUCUAUUCAAUAAUUUAUCCAACAUAUCACAUCUCCAUACAUAUUAAUGCUUCAUGGAUUCGAAAUGGAAUAGAGAUACACCUGUCUCGAACCAAGAGACUAGUGGUGCGUGGAGCAAUUCAUAUGAACUCAAAGCUUGGAUGCAGGGCAAAUUGCAGAAAAACGAAUCAGACGUGGUAGAUAUGGGCGAUAGAUAUGGUGGAGACAAAGGAGCAGAGAACGGGAACGACAAAGCGGCCAACAACAUAAUGCAACGCUCAGAGCUAGAGCAACGAAGACAAGAGAUUUGAUGCAUACCCUUGUUUCCCUAAUAUAGGCGAUUUAGCAGAGUUGCGCAGCAGAUUUCGCCUUAUGACUGAAC